GCCCCCGGCUUCACGGAACCGACUUCCCAGGGACGUCAUACCAGGAACUUCCGGUUCCCGCCCUUGGGUUGGAAUGUCACGUGCAAGGGCCGCUGGCCGUCUCCGGGCUUCUGCGGGCGUCUGAUGGAGGGGCUCGUCCUCCGGGAAGGCGGAGCAGAAUCAGCAGCGGACUCCAUCCCUAUCCCAAGAUCAAAACUCAUGAAACAAUUGAGUUUGUGCCUUGUAACCCACGAGGAAAGCAAGAGAAUGAGAAAGCACUCAGCUAGUGUUGCCUGAGAAUUAAGGAAACUCUUCAGACUGUCAGCAUGGGUAUCAGAGGACUAAUGAGUUUUGUGGAAGAUCAUGGUAAUGAGUUCUUCACUGAUUUGAAGUUGCGGGACACAAAAAUUAUCAUUGAUGGCUAUGCUCUUUUCCACAGACUUUGCUUCAGUUCAGACUUGGAGCUUCGGUAUGGAGGAGACUAUGAUUCUUUUGCAGAUGUUGCACAAAAAUUCUUUGAAUCACUGUUUGCUUGUAAUAUAUGUCCAUAUGUUGUAUUAGAUGGAGGAUGUGACAUUUCAAAUAAAAAGCUUACAACUUUAAAGGAUCGAGCUAGAGAGAAGAUCCAGAUGGCCCAUUCCCUCUCUGUUGGUGGGGGUGGGUAUGUGUGUCCCUUACUCAUCCGAGAAGUGUUCAUACAGGUUUUGAUCAAGCUGCAGGUAUGUUUUGUCCAGUGCUUCUCAGAAGCAGAUCGGGACAUUAUGACACUUGCUAAUCAUUGGAAUUGCCCUGUAUUAUCAUCUGAUAGUGACUUUUGCAUUUUCGACCUGAAAACUGGGUUUUGCCCAUUGAAUAGCUUUCAGUGGAGAAAUGUGAACACUACUAAGGGCACACAAAACUAUAUUCCUGCCAAAUGCUUUUCCCUUGAUGCGUUUUGCCAUCACUUCAGCAAUAUGAAUAAAGCUCUACUACCUCUCUUUGCGGUGUUAUGUGGAAAUGACCAUAUUAAUCUGCCUGUCGUGGAGACAUUCUUAAAUAAAGCACGUCUUCCUCUCGGAGCUACCAGUUCUAAGGGGAGGAGACACCACCGAGUUCUGGGACUUCUGAAUUGGUUGUCUCAUUUUGCUGACCCUACUGAAGCACUACAUAGUGUUCUGAAAUAUCUUCCAAAAAAGGAUCGAGAAAAUGUUAAGGAACUUCUCUGCUGCUCCAUGGAAGAGUACCAGCAGUCCCAGGUGAAGCUGCAAGACUUCUUCCAGUAUGGUACUUAUGUCUGUCCAGACGCCUUGAAUCUGGGUUUACCAGAAUGGGUCCUAGUGGCUUUAGCCAAAGGCCAGCUAUCUCCUUUCAUCAGUGAUGCACUGGUCCUAAGACGGACCAUUCUUCACACACAAGUUGAAAACAUGCAGCGACCAAAUGCCCACAGAAUAUCUCAGCCUAUCCGGCAAAUCAUCUAUGGGCUUCUUCUGAAUGCUUCGCCACAUCUGGAAAAUAUGUCUUGGAAUGCACUGCCUCCUCAGCCUCUAGCUUUCAGUGAAGUGGAAAGGAUUAAUAAAAAUAUCAAAACAUCAACUGUUGAUGCAGUAGGACUGCCCAAGGAUCAUUCUGACUUAAGCAAAUUGAAUGAACUCUCCUUGGUUAGGCGGAAGAUGCUUCUAUUGGAAACUCUGAAGGUGAAACAGAGUAUCCUGGAGCCAAUCCCUUCUUCAUUGAAGUUGCCCAUUGCUGUCAGUUGCUACUGGUUGCAGCACACAGAGGCAAGCGCAAAGCUACACCAUCUACAAGCCUUACUUCUGGGGAUGCUGAUGGGGCCCUUGCAUGCCAUGAUCAACAGCCCUAGUAGGUAUCUGGAAAUUCCGUAAGUAUACUAAUGCAUGUUGCUUGCAAACUGCAUAUACUCAAGAGUUUACACAAAAAAAUAUUCUUGGAUUAUUUACUUCCAUCAGUUACAUCAGAACUUAGAGUUGGAGGCACUAAAGUAUCAUUCAUUCAUUGGUAAAUAUUUUUGAAUACUUCCACAUGCCAGGCUCAGUGCUGGAGGGCUUGACUGCAAGUGAGAUGUGCCUGGGCACUGCCUAAUCACGCCUGCUCUGUGGCACCUAAUGCUUUAACUUGUGAAGUGUUGACAGUGUGUUCUGCCAGUUGCGUUUUGUAUUCCAUGUUCCCCAUCCCAUCAUUAAUAUAACAAACAGCAACCUCAUCACAAGAAACUUAUUUAAAAUUGCCCAGAAGUGAAACUUGUCAUAUAUACUUAAAUCUACAAUGAACACUCAUGCUUGUGCUAUUUUACUUAUCUUUUUUUAAUUCCUUUCUGCUGUAAGUUUCAAUUAAUAUGUAAUUAGUGAUGGUAGAAAUAGUAACUUCUCGGGCCGGCCCGGUGGCGCACUACUAUAGUGCGCCGCUUGGGAAGCACGGUGGCGCUCCCACCGA
Messenger RNA from Galeopterus variegatus (Sunda flying lemur), 2409 nucleotides. Its product is annotated as protein asteroid homolog 1. The record is from RefSeq and is a predicted model, not a curated record. The transcript has 4 exons. Bases 306 to 1841 code for a protein of 511 amino acids. Lineage: Eukaryota; Metazoa; Chordata; Mammalia; Dermoptera; Cynocephalidae. Gene Ontology annotation, molecular function: nuclease activity.